Hyposmocoma kahamanoa is the source of this 1639-nucleotide messenger RNA. RefSeq names its product Krueppel homolog 1-like (gene Kr-h1). NCBI's taxonomy places the organism in Eukaryota, Metazoa, Arthropoda, Insecta, Lepidoptera, Cosmopterigidae. The transcript is spliced from 2 exons. Gene Ontology annotation, molecular function: DNA-binding transcription factor activity, RNA polymerase II-specific; RNA polymerase II cis-regulatory region sequence-specific DNA binding. Gene Ontology annotation, biological process: regulation of transcription by RNA polymerase II. The record is from RefSeq and is a predicted model, not a curated record. Bases 202 to 1251 code for a protein of 349 amino acids.
UGGAGGGCCAGUACCCGAGUGAGCUCUGACUCCGAGCGAGUCUAAACUCAACAAACACUACAUUCGGCAUUCGGCCGCGGACCGCCCCGGUCGAGCGAGCGUGUGUUUCGUCAGUUAAGAUUUAAUAUUCACAACCUACAUCAACAUAAUCGCCAUUGUACCCAGCAUUAACAAAGUUACCUAUCGCCAUCACACCCUAACAUGAUAGGUGAAGAGGAACGAGUACACCAGUGCGGAGAAUGUGGUUUGUCACUUUCCACUCGGAGUGCAUUAACUGCACAUGCACGCUCGCACCGUGUUACUGCCGAUGCACAUCGUUGCGACGUUUGCCACAAAACUUUCGCCGUGCCUGCACGACUUGUGCGUCAUUAUCGGACCCACACUGGUGAACGACCUUUUGAAUGCGAAUAUUGUCACAAGAUGUUUAGCGUCAAAGAAAAUCUCCAAGUACACAGACGUAUUCAUACCAAGGAAAGACCAUACCGGUGCACAGUAUGCCCAGCAGCUUUUGAACAUUCUGGAAAACUUCAUCGUCAUGCCCGUAUUCAUACUGGUGAGCGACCGCACGCUUGCCCCCAUUGCCACAAAACCUUCAUCCAGUCUGGUCAGUUGGUAAUCCAUUUGCGCACUCAUACCGGCGAGAAGCCUUACCGCUGCCCAGCUAUUGGCUGUGGCAAAGGUUUCACUUGUUCAAAGCAGCUGAAAGUUCACUCGCGAACUCACACUGGAGAAAGACCUUAUACUUGCGAUAUUUGUCUUCGCGACUUUGGCUACAAUCAUGUCUUAAAAUUACAUCGUUUUCAACAUUACGGCGAGCGAUGCUACCGUUGCACUGUUUGUGAUGAAACUUUUAAUACCAAGAAACAAAUGGAGGCUCACAUUUACAAAGAACACGGGCCAGAAGCUCCGCGUGCGCCGACUAUGCCAACAUCAGGACCUUUAAUUGUUGAAAAUGGAAAUAUUGUUUGUAACAUUGUGGAGGCGGCUUUGCCACAAUUACCUCUUACACCACCGAGCUCGCCACCAUCACCCCAAAGCGGUUCUGUUUCCACUGUUAAUGUAAUAGGCCAAUCCAUACCUUCGCCACCAGCUCCUCCUUCGCCCCCUAUGACAAAUUUACAAUAUACUCUGGCACCGUCUUCUUUACCACCUCGAAAACGUAAAUUAAUUACUCACGUUGAAUCUGUCGCAGAACCUAUUGUACGCCAUACAUCAGUAAUUCAAUUUGCUCCUGCUGCAGUUGAUUCUUAGAGCAUUCGCUAAAAAACUAAGAAUUAACUGAAAUGUUUCUUCGAAUGUAGGUAUGUACCUUGUAUUGUAGAUGCUUUUCCAUUUAAAUAGGUAUUGUAUGUCGACUGAGUUUGUAGCAGUGUUGUAUUGUGGUGUUAAGGUGUAAACGUGAUUUAUAUUUGAUUAGGUAUCUAUUUGUAGAACAUUGUAUUUCAUGAUUGGUAUCUCAAAACUAAGAAUGUUAGUUGUAAGCAAAAGAAAAGACUAAUAAAUAUAAUUAACAAAUGUAGCUGAUUAAAGAAUGCAUUUGUGCCGUCAUUAGUGUAAGCUGUUUUUUGUAUUUAUCUACCAUUGUGUUAGUCUUAUUAUAUUAUCGUCUACUUAUAUAGAUUUUGUGUUUUUUUUAUAA